AUGCAUGUCCACCGUGGCUCGAUACUGUACGGCCACACGGUAGGCGAACGUCUGGACGUCUCAGAGAAAGCUUUCUUCACACUGCCACUGGUGCACAUUGAGCAGGACUCAUCGUUUGUGCCAUGGGGCAGGCACUCCAAGAACUGCUCGUGCUGCCAGCUGAAUUCCGCUAAUCGAGCGCUGCGACGUAGCAUGCACUCGAUAUUCAAGGAACACAUGCUAGCUCACAGGCAUUCCAGUGUCAUGAAUUUUCGUGAACGCUCUCGGAUACACAAGAUCGAAUGCGCUACAUGCUGGGUCUCGCAGCAGCAGCUUUGCAAAGAUGCGAUUCUGGUCCUCCAAAACGAACGCAUCGGUCUCCGAGCAGCAAGCGGGGCGUUGAGGCACAGACAGCCCAGUAGCAGAUUUAGCUUGCGUCAGCAACACCUUGGAUGGGGUGACGCCACGACUUUUGGACGCAGCGAGGACGAGGUCUGCUGGCUGGAACGACGCGAGAGGUCAGGCAUGCAGAGCGACGGCCAGAUCGAUGGAAAGGACCAGAAGGAAGCUGAAGGCAUGCAUCGGCAGAGCCGGCUGGGCGGACAACCGCGAAGAUGGUGUCACCUGAUAGGCCCGAAGCUGGGGAAGCACGCCAAGCCCAGAGGCAUUCGUCCUUGA
Messenger RNA from Sphaerulina musiva SO2202, 657 nucleotides. RefSeq lists its product as uncharacterized. The transcript has 4 exons. Bases 1 to 657 code for a protein of 218 amino acids. The record is from RefSeq and is a predicted model, not a curated record. Lineage: Eukaryota; Fungi; Ascomycota; Dothideomycetes; Mycosphaerellales; Mycosphaerellaceae.